Messenger RNA from Platichthys flesus (European flounder), 2106 nucleotides. It is a transcript of the gene bicdl2l, whose product is annotated as bicaudal-D-related protein 2-like. The record is from RefSeq and is a predicted model, not a curated record. The coding region runs from base 109 to 1494 and encodes 461 amino acids. The transcript is spliced from 6 exons. Lineage: Eukaryota; Metazoa; Chordata; Actinopteri; Pleuronectiformes; Pleuronectidae.
GGAAAAACCAGUUUGGAGACAUUCAGCCAGUCACCCUCCCUCCAGCCUGAUUCUCUUGUCUUCCACCCUGCACAGCAGAUGGUUUGAUUGACUUCUACCAGGCAGACCAUGGACUUCUCUCAGUCGUUCUCAGCCCUCAACGAGAAGCUGAAACCUCGAGUCACCACCAGCGAGCAGCUCUACUCGUCCCUGAACAGAGUGGAGGACAGACAGCUGGGCUCACUCGGGAUCAGAACAUCUUACCGACCAACAGUUCUGCCCGCUGAUCCUAAAGGUCUAGUGAUCAUGACAGAGCCACAUGGUCCACUGGAACCUGAGGCGGACGCAGAGCAGGAGGAUCUGGUGUCUGACAACCUGGGAGAGGGGAACUGUGCAGACAUGAGGCUCAACACAUGCCUCAUCAGUGGGCUGAAUUUGAAAGAUGUGGGCGAUGAGGAGCUGGCUGACGAGGACAGCAGCUCCUCACAGUCUGAGGAGAAGGACAGUCAAGGGGAACUGCCAACUGAGGGGACGACAAACUCCUCAGGGUCGAGACCCUCCAGCAGUGAAGGUGGGAGCUCCUUGCAGAUGAGCUUCGUCGAUGGGACUUUACCAGACCUGCUGAACAGCGGCAAACCUCUCAGCAGACGCAGGACACUGGGACAUGUCUCAGCCACGCUGAACGAAGUGCGCAGAGAAGUAGAGCUGUCCCGCAGACGAAGCAUCAAGCUGAAGGCUCAGGUGGACAAACUCCAUGAGAACAGGUCAGGGAGAGGCUGGAGUCAAGGCAGAGAGAGGGUCACAGAGGAGAUCCUGUCCGCUGUGCGGCUGCUGAACUCGCUCACGGAGCAAAAGUCCAGCCCCCCCGACCCGUCUCAGAGGGACAACGGCCUGGACAGUGCCCUGAUCCAGCUGCAGAAUGUGGCCAGGAGUCUGGCCAUCAGCCACACCAAGCAGGGGUUCAGAUCUGGAGGAGGAAGAGGAGGAGAGGACAGUGCCAUUCUUGAGCAGGCGCUGCGGGAUAGAGACGACGCCAUGGAGAAGAAGAAGGCGAUGGAGGCCGAGCUGCUGCGGAGCAAGACGGAGAUGAUGCUGCUGAACAACCAGCUGCUGGAGGCCGUGCAGAAACGUCUGGAGCUGUCGCUGGAGGUCGACGCCUGGAAGGAGGAUGUUCAGCGGAUCCUCCAGCAGCAGCUGCAGAGUCAGCAGCUGGCGGAGCAGUCCCAGAGGAAGCAGUCCCGAACCCUGGGCAUCCUGAGGAGAAACCGACCAAUCACCCAGCGGCCGACCAUUGUCCCUCCGUCUGCGGCCACGCCUCACACAACCAACACAAACCAAAUCUUCAUCCCCAGAGCUUUGGAGCCCCCUGCUCCACCUCCCAGCACGCCUUCUCCGAGCUUCACUCGUCGCAACUGGAUGGACAAGCUGAGGAGGGGCAAGACCACUCGAGACCCAGCGGGGCAGGAUUCAGAGCGGGGCAAUGACGACGGGUUCCAGGCCGUGUGUCUCGAUUGAAACCGUGAUGAGUCGGUACAUUCACUCUGAUACACAACUGUGGUGUCUGACAUUUGACUCUUCCUCAGUCACAGAUGUGUUCUGUGUGUGUGCAGCCGUCUGAAGGGGGAACGUUUCUCUCUGCUCACUUUAGAUCUGAGUGUGAGCCGAGCAGCACUCUGUGACAGCUUGUUUGGAAGCAGCUUUUAGAAGUGCGAUGUGGAAACUUAAAGCUGCGGACACACAUGGACACAGAGCUUCCAUUACCUUUUGAUAUGAGCAAUAUUUACAUGUUCAUGGAUUGUGGAUUUUUUCUAUUGAACAUUUUAAGAGAAGUAAGAAAAACAUUAUCCGGCACAAACUAUAGUUUUCCUGGGAGCACCUGCUUUGGAUCUUUGCCUAAUGUAAUUUAUAUAUUUGAAAUGAGCCACGUAUCUGUUUAAUACUGUUACCACUUGAACGCUUUACACUAUCUCCUGAAUACUGUUGUGUUGUAUAGUAAAGGAAUGUCUCAGUGACACUGCAGUUUAUUUUGUAAGAAACUGUCAACAUGUCAACUCUAAUCCUUCGUUUCUGCACCUUCGCCUGCUGCAUUUUCAAUAUUCAAAAGAAGAAAAUAAACUUUGUUGCAGA